GACGGGGUGUGUCAGCUAGCUGCUAGCACACACACACACAUCUAACUGUAAGCUCCUAGCGUAGGUUCAUUUCCUUGACACAACUGGUGUUUUGGAAUGUGGCUUAUGGACAAGCACUUACUGGAUUCAUUCAUUCGGACCUGACCGCUAGGCUGGAUGUGUUGUUCUAUAGUUCUGUUCGCUACAGCAGCACCCCGUUACAGUAGACAGCUCCAUGAACUUGGUCCUGUUACUUAUUUGUAUCUGUUGACAAUGAUUGUUAGGAGCACAAUGACUUAACUUGUUCUUAGAUACAUGUUUGAAGUGUGAGUUAUGACAUUGAAUUGUGCCGAUGUAGGCCAAGCCAUAACUAUGCCAGGUUUGGUAGGCAAAGACAGUGUUUGUGGCCUGUCCUCCAGCAGGAAACUCGCUCGCAGGACAGACGUGGACACGGCCAAGGACAGAAACAUGAGUUUCUGUAAGAGGCUAGAGUGUCCAGCUGAUAGCGUGGAGACAUCCACUUCGACCUGCUCGACAGACUCUGAGGAUUCCAGCUACGAUGUCCAGUCAGUGACUGGCUCCGAGGACGCCUUGUCGCUGAGUUCUGGUCUUUCACCAGAGUACGAGAGGAGACUUCUGGGUACGCCUGGGGAUAGCUGCGAUGGUGGUGAUACCCUAGAUGAGAAUGACAACUGUGAUACUAAAGUGUCUUCUGUCAACCACUUUAGCCAAUGCAAUAUACAACAGCCUUUGCCUUGUGAUACUGGGACUCUAGAGAUCGGUUACAGGACUAGACACUCAGAGCAGAUAUGCUCCGGUUCUAAUGUUAGCUGUAAUGAUCCUUGUGGCGGCGAUCUGUUGACAGUUUCGCCCAGUCACACCACUCAUCCGUGCCAGCAUAAUACAAGUGCCUCCGCUUCCACGUCCAGGUGCAAUACCACCACCGUAGCCGAUCAGCAGGUCACCAAAGAAGUUCAAUGUGAUUUAAUGCUGGAGGUUGACGUCACCAACAGCGCCGUGAACGGUCAGCGCCAGAGGUCUCUGGGGCCCGAGUCGACACUGUCGUCCAACAAGCUUAAGAUUACCAAGCACAUACAGAGAUCAAAAUCUUUUCCCCAAAUGUCAGACAAGGUCAUCUUCAUCCCAAUACGCCCAAGCCCGGAGCAGUCGGGACUGUUCUCAUGUAAAGACAACGAAAAGAAAGUAGAGGGUGCCACAGGAGGCGUUGACCCACCUACACAGGACAAGUCAUUUAAGCGUUCUAGUAAGACCCAUCAAUCGAACCCUCCCGUUGCUAGAGUGAACCCCCAGACUAAUCCCUUAAUUAACCAGGAACAAGCCAAACCCGCUCAAACAGUCCAACAGUUACAACCACAGUUGCAUCAACAAUACCACCCGGCCUUUUGCCAACCUUUGUACGGUCCCCCAAGCAUGUUUCACCCAGAGAACAACCCUUACUGCCAAUCUGUGCUUUACGUCCAGGCCCCUCCAGCCGGCUACUACAUUCAGGAUAUGUACACUCAGAUGCCAGGAGUUGAUAACUUACAUACUAAGCAAUACGUGGCUCACAGGCCACCAGACAAUCCUAGUGGCUAUUUCUCCACUGGCCCAGAGAACAAUAAAAACCCUCCACAAAAACAAAUGGAUAAUCGGGCCGUUGAGACCAACACACCUAAAAGUAUUCGAGAAACUCACAAAAGCGGCAAAUCAGCUGACGAUGCAUUACGGGAGUCCUCAACCCCAUCCACGAAACGUAAGUACAAACAGCCUCUUUUACCAGAUCCUGUCAUUCCAAAGUAUUCUGAAAUGGCUUCCAUGACAUCUGGGACAACUUUGGAAUCUCAAGCCGCUAUGCUUCAAUAUCAACAACAGCAGCAACAACCGUUUUAUGUGCAGUCUUACACAAACGACAACUCAGUCUUUCAAGUCGGGUGUCCUUCGAUUUUCAUGCAGCAGUCGCCUGGAAGCUACUGCGGCCAGCCCACUACAUCCGUGUCUACUCCACCACCGCCGUUGUCCCAUCACACACCAAGAAAUCAAAAUCCUAGUGUGGGUGGUCAAGUGAGCAACUCACAGUCCUCCUCUUCUUCGUCUGGAGGAGUCCACUUUGUCACAGACCACACCGGAUUAGUUAUCUACGGACCGCAAGUGGCUAAUCAUGAGGAUUCUCAACAAAUUCAGCUUCCGUCCCAACCGCCACCCCCUCCGCAGCCGUCGGGCGCACUUACCACAACUUCAUCUGGCGCGGAGUCCAGCAUGGUUCAGCAGAUCGCUGAGGACGAUCGCAAAGUUCAGGCCCAGGACAACCGAAUCCCUCAAACUAACCAGUUAGCUCCUAUGUUUCCAGGGAGUCUGUUUGUCUACAAUGACGCCGCGGGUGCCUUAAUUGCAGUGGAUGCUAGCACUCUUGAAGCACAGCUUGAGGCGGUGUACCAGCAAGGAUAUCUCAUGGCUGCUGCACUGGUUCCUAUUGCAGGUGAACCUUCAGUGACUAGUGCAACUGUAAACAUGGACAAUAGUCCGGCUACUGUUAGGAUGGUGUCCAGCAGCGGGCCACCAGUGCCCAUGCCGAUGCAGGUGCCCCCGGGACAUAUGGUCCAGCAGAUUGUGGACGAGCACGGUAUCUUGACCCACGUGAUACUCUCCCCCCAGCCCCCGGGUCACACGGCUCCCAUGACGGUAGGACCUUACGCUGGCCCCGCUGCCGGAUCUCCGUUUUACCCCUCCUACGGGGCGUCUCAUUACGUGCCCACACCGCCCCAGUACAGUCACCACGCACACCCCCACCCUGUGCCCCCACACGUGCACGGGGGCAUUCCUCACAUCCCUCCCUCCUCUGCUGCCAGCACCCACGUACCAGUGCAGUCCCAAGGGGAGUACGGGGCAAGCCCACCACUCAACUCCACAGAUGACAGAACUCUCAGAACAAGAAACAGGGUCAGGAAAAAACUGCAACAGCGCCGUUUUAACACUAAUGAAGGCAUAUACCCAACACAACCUCGGCCGUUCCCUGGAAGAAGGAAUAGGGUAAAUGGUGACAUUGGGCUUCAUGAACCCAGCCUAGUUCAAGGACAUUGUAUCACCCCAGAGAAUGGUCCCAUUGAUGUGGAGGAAGAGAACUCAUUGAUAACACAAUGUUUAAAUACCAUGCCUGCACCAAAGGUGACAGACAUUGAGGCCAGAAGUAGUUUGAUCCAGUUAUCUCCACCUGAAACAGAUUGUUCUGAGUUAGAUCUGGAUCCAUCAGAUUUUAAAUAUGAAUUACUGCUGUCUGACAAGGGCCGAGAGGCCAAGUACAAAACUGUCUUCUGUGGUGAUGCAACUGAGAUUACAUUAAAAGAUCUCAAACCUGCUACAGAAUAUCAUCUCAAGGUGUGUGCUGUAUAUGGUGAUGAGUUGAAGGGUUCUCUGACAGAACCAGUCAAUUUUACAACUCUACAGUGUGAGCCUGACCCACCCCAAGCCCCUAAACUGUUAAAUAAAACCAAAACUUCUAUUUCACUCAAAUGGAAUGCUACUUGUGAAAAUGGGUCCAAAAUCACAGCCUAUUUGUUAGAAUGUGACCAUGGUCUGGGAGAAAGUAAUUUCCGUGAGAUAUAUUCAGGUCUUCAGCGCCAGUUUCGAUUCACUCGACUCAAUGCUUCCACUAGAUAUGUGUUCCGUCUUGCUGCUGUCAAUUCUUUAGGAAGAAGUCCCUAUAGUGAAUCAGUAAGUACAUUUACCAGUGGGUCAGUCCCAUCCCAGCCAGAUCCACCAAUGCUGUCUGAGCAGUUUGUCUAUGCCCUGACAAUAUCUUGGAUACGACGUCCUAAUGAUGAUGAGUUUUUGUUACAAAUGGAGGAUGAAACUACGGGUCAUGGCUUCAUUCCUGUCUACAAUGGACCAAAUUUAUCUUAUAUGGUAGCCAAGCUACGUAGGAAUACAGAAUACAAAUUUAGGUUAGCAGCCAAAAAUGAAGAAGGCCAGAGUAAGUGGAGUGAAACAGUGUGCUAUAAAACCUUGCCAGAGAAGCCCCACCCUCCCAGCAAACCUCAAAUCAAAGGCAAGAUCAACCCAUACUCUUUUCGUAUUACUUGGGAUCCUCCCUCAGACAGUGGUGGCACUGAGAUAACCAAAUAUAUUGUUGAACUGGAUGAUGGCCAGGGUUAUGAUACAGUCUAUGAAGGUUCUGAGAGAGAACACAUGUUUGAUCACUUGACUCCAGGACAUACAUAUCGUAUUCGAGUGGCAUCUUCCAGCAUGGGGGGCAGAAGUGAUUUCUCUGAGUGUUGUGUAGCUACCACACUACCAGUGCCCCCUGGACAAUGCCAAGCUCCCAAACUUCAAGGCAAGCCAAAGGCUACUUCACUUCAUCUGCGAUGGGGUUAUCCUGAUUACAAUGGUGGCUCCCAGGUGACAACAUUUGCUGCUCAGAUGAUCUCCCCUGACAACACUUCUAGAGAAGUUUACAAAGGACAUGAUAGAGACUGUAUAGUAGCAGGCCUGUUGCCUGGCAGACCCUAUUUGUUCCAAGUCAGAGCUUUCAAUAGAGCUGGGGCUGGUCCCUGGUCUGAACCACUAGAAGUAGUGAGUGGUGCAGGAGUCCCAGAUAGCCCUCGGGCCCCCCAGGUUUCUUAUAGAUCAGCACAUAGUGCCCUCAUUUCCUGGAGCGAGCCUUGCAACAAUGGAGCCAGUAUCACAGAGUACCGCUUGGAGUGGCAACAAAAAUCUGAGCCAGAUUUUACUCAGUUGUAUUCGGGACCAAAUGUCAGUUUUGAUGCUAAAGGAUUAAUUCCAGCCACAAUGUACACAUUUAGAGUUCAGGCCAUCAACAGUGCUGGAGCAGGUCAGUUCUCUGCACCCACGCAAUAUGUCACACCUCCUUCUAGCCCAUCUCCCAUUGUCACAAUCAAGGUGCAAGCCAAUGCCACAUCUGCACAGCUGACUUGGCGAGAGCCCAACAACAAUGGCAGUGACAUCACAUCCUAUAACAUUGAUGUAAAUGAUAAGCCAUUGAUAUCUGUGGAACCGUUGACAGAGUAUCGUCUGGAGGACCUUGCCCCAGAGACAACCUACAAAAUACGUGUCCAGGCUGUGAAUGGUAUUGGUGUUGGUGCCUUUAGCUCAGUGGUGAAGUGUACCACCAAAGCCCUUCCCCCAUCACCCCCUCGACUAGAGUGCGUCUUGCCUGCUCCCACAUCUAUCAAGCUGAAAUGGGGUGAAGGCCGCAAUCCUGACCUGUUGACCUAUACACUGGAGAUGGAAAAAGAAGAUGGAAGCUUCCAACCGGUGUACACAGGACCAGCACACACACAUAAAAUUACGCGCCUACAGGAGCUGACCACCUAUGAAUUCCGUAUCUUUGCCAGUAAUGAUGCUGGCAGUGGACCAUACUCUGAUACAUAUUCUUUUACGACUACCAAGUCUCCACCUCCACCACUUAAAGCACCUAAAGUUCAUGGACUAACUAUGUCUGGAUGUACAUUAGAAUGGCCGAGUGUCAAGCCAAUGGGAGCUGAUGCUACAGCCUACAUCUUACAACUUCUCUGUCUCAAUGGUAAUGAAAUGGAGUACAAGCAGAUUUAUAAAGGACCCAACACACAGUUUCAUAUUGAUGGCCUUCUACCAAACACUGACUACCAAGCCAGAGUCGCUGCUGUACGUGUCUCGGCUGACAACACUGGUGACAUUGUGGGAGCCUUCAGCCCUGGUGUUCUCUUCUCUCCUGUGACCCCAGAGUCACCCAAGUCCAGUGUCCACACCAGCCCCAACAAGGAGGGAACGCUAGAGGAGACCAAGCCCUGGACUGACCAACAGAAAGCUGCAUUAAUUCUGUGUGUUUUUGUGUUGGUCUGCAUAAUUUCUGCCAUAUUGUGUCAGCAGUUGAUUAGCUACAUGUCAGGCACAGAGGAGUCGCUCUAUACGCCUGUCUCUCCUUCUCCUUCUGAUGGUGGUCAGUAGUUGGAUAUGUCUGUCUCCCUCCACCGCCCCUUCAUUUCCUGGUGAUAAUGGCUGGCACAACAUUUGACUGUACAUGGAUGAUGGGACUGGGUAUUGCAUGUUUUAAUUCCCUUCUUUUCAUUUUUAUUUAUCAAAGAUUGUUUGAAUGUAACCAUUAUUCUCAUUUUUAUUCUAGUUGUUUGGGUCAGGGCUCCAACCUUAUGUUUUGUGGCUUAAUGCCAUUUUACAUUUUAUUUAUUUAUUUUUUAUUUUUUUUUUGCAAAAGUGAUAGAUGUUCUAAAUUACUGAAUUUGGACUAUGACAAUGUUUAUGAAGUACAGAUUUAUAAUCAAAGAUCAAUGAAGGUUUGGGCAAUAUAUAGGUAUUAUUUUGUACAUGUAUGAGGGCUGUACAUAAACAUGAAUAAGUUUAUGUGAAGAUUGAAAUGCAUAGAAUUCAAAUGGUAUCACAACUUUAAACAAAAAAUGGAUGUUGUAGUCCACUGAGUGUAAAAUGAAGGCCAGUCUUGUGAUAUAAACAAAAAAACAAAUGAAAUAUAAUCAUAUAUAUUAACUAACAAUUAUCCUCAUUACAGUUUAUGCUUGCUCUAUAGGUACAUUUGUACUAAUACAAUUGUUACUGGUCAAACUAUUUCUGUGAAAUAAAAUUACACAAUAAUUUUUUACUUGUGUUUUUAUCAAAGACAAUAUUUUUAUCAUGUUUUAGUGUUCUAAAGUUUUAAACUCUCCUCCCCCUAACAGCCCUCUCUCAGGCUUAAAACUUUUUUUGUUCUGAGAGCCUUGUUAUUGUUUGUUAUAUUGCAUUGAAUGCUCUAUUAUUUUCCCAAUGUUAUACACAUAACACACAAAUUGUUCAACGGGUAGUUUGUCAGUGUCAGACUCAAGUGUAUGGAACACACAUAGGCCUUGGUGUCCUCUGAGAGCAACAGUGUUGAGUUUCUUAGAUCUAAGCAAAUUUCUAAACUAAAUGUUUGAGCAGUUAAUAAUAUACAAAUAUAAAAGUAUUGAUAAGAUUUAAAUCCAGAAAAGCCAAUAAAUCUUGUGUGUUGAAUAAUCUAGGAGUUAUUACCACUUGUAGUUGCUAACUUCACUUAGUGUAUAGCCCACUGAACUCUUUCACUAACUCAAUCACACUACACUAGACCGUCAAUUAAAUCACACUACUAUGAAAAUACACUUAGUUGGCCACAAGUGUAUAUGUGAUCCCCAUCCAAAUUACUAGGUAGGCAAGAGUCCCAUUUUAGUAUGAACAGUACAGUGGUUCUAAAGUUCGUCAUUUGCAGGUCGUAGUAAACUUUGUGCUUCUCUUAUACCAUUAAAAAAUAAAUGUUUUAUAAAAAAAAAUAAAAGUUGAGAAUUAUAUUUUUAGAUUUUGUUUGAGCUCCAUGGGCUUAAUACAGAAUUAAGUUUCACAAAUACACUCAUCACUACAAAAGUGAACUAACAAGAGAGCACACAAUAUAUCUUGCUCUCAGAGGACCUUCAGGUGUAGACGUGUUUCCAAUGUCUUGUCACAAAUGAUAUAAAUAUACUGUUGACUAUCAACUAAAUAUCUUGGCUUGUAACUAUAAACCCUCUACUAACACUGAAAGCAUAUAUAUAUAUAUAUUAUAGUCAAUUUAUAUCUGAAUGGAAAGAGCUGGUCUCAAACCAUAUUGUUUCAUGAUCAUCUUUAGCUAGGCUAAGAAGUUUUGCUCUGGUUGUCCAGAUUUUUUAACCAGACAAUGUAAAAUAUUUUUCAACUACAAGUAUAUUGGAAUUACGGUAGUGUUUCUAUGAUACAUAAGGCUAGUCAUACAAUGUUUAAAUUAAUAUCCACUUCAGAAGGUAACUGAGUUACAUUGCACAAAUCUAGUGAAAUUGUUAGUUCAUAAAUACAGGAGUAUCUGCCACUUAGCUGAUUUGGUUUUAUUGUAGACUACUAUGCAUAUAUUUGUGUUCUCUCAACUGGCUAGAGCUGAGUCAAAUGGAAUGGUCAAAGUUGUGGCACAAGUCCAGACUUGAUCUCUUUAUGCUUUUGUUGAUCAACACUGGAAAUAUAUUUGACUGGAAAAUAGCUUGGAAACUUAUUCAUAAUUAUGGUCAAGAGCUUUGAAAAUUAAAAUGGAUUUUGGCUUUUUUUUUUUUUUUUUUUUUUUUUUUUUUUUUUGUUAUGUCUGUUGGUCUGUGAUAGGAAUCGGGAUCAAAGCAAAAUGUUAUAUUUUGUGGCACAAUUAUUUGUCAAUUAGCCUUUAUCUGAUUUUGAACAACAUUUUGUGUGUGUGUUGGUUUCAUUUGUGAGUGUGCAUUAUCUGAAUUGUUUUUCUCUGUGUGAGGGUUUCCCCACAAUGUAUUUGGAUAUAUCACUUUCUAUAACUCUGUUUACCAACCCCACUUGAUGGGAUGAAAUUUAUCUGCGUUUAGCAUGAUUGGAAAAUGAAACAACUGAAACUACACUAAGGCUAUUGGAACCAUUUUGAAUUGACAAGACAAUGUUGGACUCCUCGGCUGCUAGGUUUGUCUUUGUUCAAAGUAGCUGUGGGAAAGAUUUGUUGUGAGCAAUCCACACAGUUGUAGGUGAAUCUAGGCAAGCCAGUCAAAAUGAUUGCAGGAAACAAAAGGAGUUGGGUGGCCAAGUGUACAUCUAACUAUUUGAACAUCUAAUAUGUUAAAGUCAUGAUGGAGCCUCUGGGAUUUUUUGCUCUUACUGAAGUCCCUUUAUCCAAAUGGGUCCAUGCAGACAGUUGGUCAUUUUGCUGGCAACACAAUACCCUUGUAAACUGUUGGCCAUGCAGACUGGUGACUUGGACUGUGUCUUGAUGCUCAUUUUUAUUAUAACAUUAGGAGGCACUGAAACUAAUCCAUCCAUUGUUUGUCUUGUGCCUAGAACUCCAGCAGACCAUGUUGUGCUAUAGCACCAGUCAAUCUUCUCUUUACAGCCCAAAAUGUUCAUGAACAUUUUUCUUUUUUGUCCUUUGUGCUAAUUUUCUCUUGGAGGGGGGUCAUCCAUUUUUGUUGUUGUUGAAAUGUCUUAUGAAUCUAUUGUCUUGUGUCUGUGUAUUUAAACGGUGUACAGAACACUUCAACUAACUCUACUACUAAACAUAGAAAUACUAUAUAAAUAUAUAUAUAUAUAUAUACACAAAUGACUAUUCUCCAUGAUUAUUUUCACCAUGCAAUUGUCAACAAGUUUAGAACUGAGACGGUUCUUGGACUACUGUAUAUAGACUUGUGAAUGUGGUCUCUCUGUUGGUUCCAUUUGUUUUUCUCAACUGUAACCUGCUUCACUAUUUAUUGACAUGGAUGUCUUGUUGCUCUAUAGACAAGCAAAAAAAAAAAAGAUGUUUAAAAAAAAAAAGAAGCUUUGUGGUUACUUACCUUGUUUAGUUUAUAUCAUAAAUAAAUAUUAUAUAAAUAUAUAUAUUAUAUAUACAUAUUCUAUACAUAAAAAAAUUAACUUUUUUUGUUUUGUUGUUAACAAUUGUAUGUUUGACCACACUUGUAUGGCUAGUAUGUUGACUAGUACAUACAGCACCAUGACAACAUGGCCUGUCCAAAUGAUUUGUUGAAAGUGUUUGCCAAUGGAGGGGGUCAUGGGUCAAAGUUGUCUACAUUUUGCAUGAAAGACUUUUGGUUUAAUGGUGAGUUGAACAGUGAUGGCAAACAUCAGCAUUUCUUCAUCCAUCAACCCUUACAUUCUGUACACUGCAGGUCACCAAUUCAUUCAUUUUUUAGUUUGCUGGUUGGUGUCUUGCUCUAUUCUCUCAUCUUAAAGGGUAUUUUGGAAUGUCCUCAACAAAAUUGUUUUUUCCUGGCGUCACUCUGUACACCAGUCAUUUAUUUAUCAUUGUGCAAUUCUCGGACUAAAAUUGUUUUAUUAUGUACUGAAGUACUAUUUUCUGUUUUGUUGGGGUUGUUUUUUUUUCUGUUCUAAAACCUGUUUUGAUUUCCAGUUUUGUCUAGUGAUUUUUAGAACUAAGCAACUUGUUUGUAAAUGUAUUGACUUGUAGUGACUUCACUAUUGCUCACUAUUAAUAAGCAUGUGUUAGUGAUCUUGUUGAAUGUAACACAUUUCUUUUCCUUCUCUCUUGGCUUUAAUAUGGGACAUGACUCUACAAAAAGAAUUGGUCUAUUUAAGGUUUGGAAUGACCAUUGCUUCUAUCAUUGAAUGAAACUUGUUCUCUAACCAAACUAGGAUCCAGCCAGACUUAACAGUUAGAGCUCUUAUUAGUAAUCUGCUCAAUAUAGUGUUCUAGUGGAGUUGGAGGACAGCCUGACUCUGGUUUGUGUCACCUCUGCGGAGCAGUUUAGGGCCAACACAAACAUUGCUAAGCCAUUGGUGUUGCCAUUUGUAAAUACAGUCCAAUGUAUUUGGUUCAAAGUAAUAAUUUGUUGUUGUUUUUGUUUUGUUUUGUGUUAACCUUGUUUUUUUUUCUUUUAUCUCUUUCAUUUUCUUUGCUUUGUGGACUCUAUUUUGUUUUUCUUCCUAGUUUCUUUUUGUUGUUGUUGUGUCUGUCUGUCUGUCUGUGUAUGUGAAAAGUUGUAGUUCAGUUGAUAAGGAACAAACAAAUGUCUAAUUCUACAAAUCUCUCAAGUCUGUGGUCAGUACACAUUUUAUCCCCAAGAUAUUUUGUUGAUACAGUUGUAUAUGCUGUGUUCAGAACUAGUCAAAAUCAUGUUGACUCAAUUAUGUUUUUAUAAUUAAUUGUAAUCUUUUUUUUUGUUUUGUCAAGAAACUUUUUUUUGUAUCACUCAGAUUUUUUUUUUGGAUUUGACUUAUGAAAUACAAUUUUUUUUUUAAUUUCAAUUUUCAAAUCAUUCAAAAAAACUUAGAACAGAAAAUAUGAAUUGUUUUGUAGAGAAAAAAAUCAAUGCACACUCCCUACUUUAUUAGGAGUAGUAAAAUGUUAAAAUCUUACCAACUCUAGAAAAUGUACAAUCAUGUUAUUCUUAUGAAAGAUAUUUUUGACUAAUUUGAAUUUGAUGAUUUGUGCAGUUUAUUAAAUGAACUGUCAUACCUGUAUUUUUUUUUUUUUUGCUAAAUCUUUGUGAUUGGGGUUUGUAGUAGCUCUUUGGAUCAAAUUGUGUGAUAUGUCACCAGUUUCUUGACUACUUUGUUUAUUUGAUUCUGAUUUUGUCUUUGUUCUUAUGGCUUAUACCAUGGAUAGUGUCGUACUGUAUAGUUUUCAAAGCUAAGAUCAUUUGACUGUUUACAGCUUAAUCUUCAAAUGUCACAUGUAAGAGCGCAAUGGAUUAAAAUUUAUUCUAAUAUUUUA
Messenger RNA from Biomphalaria glabrata, 11173 nucleotides. RefSeq names its product fibronectin type-III domain-containing protein 3a-like. The transcript is spliced from 24 exons. The record is from RefSeq and is a predicted model, not a curated record. The coding region runs from base 313 to 5919 and encodes 1868 amino acids. Gene Ontology annotation, molecular function: protein binding. NCBI's taxonomy places the organism in Eukaryota, Metazoa, Mollusca, Gastropoda, Planorbidae.